Messenger RNA from Dunckerocampus dactyliophorus (ringed pipefish), 2132 nucleotides. It is a transcript of the gene il1fma, whose product is annotated as interleukin-1 family member A. Gene Ontology annotation, molecular function: cytokine activity. The transcript is spliced from 7 exons. The coding region runs from base 342 to 1304 and encodes 320 amino acids. Gene Ontology annotation, biological process: cellular response to lipopolysaccharide; positive regulation of gene expression; immune response. NCBI's taxonomy places the organism in Eukaryota, Metazoa, Chordata, Actinopteri, Syngnathiformes, Syngnathidae. The record is from RefSeq and is a predicted model, not a curated record.
GACAAGGACCUCCCGAUUCCGUGAAAAACUGAUUUUCUGGAGCAUAUUUUGCUUUAUGUUCUGAUCUCUGUAGGAACUACUGUAUAUAGCAUGUUGCCUUUCAGAUAGCAGAAGUUAGCUUGGCAGGUUUGUCUUUAUUUUUCUCAAGCUGCUGCCCCUCCCCUGAAGUCUUCAGGCACCUCCCAGGGGACGUCCGCCUCACACUUUGAAAAGAAGAUGUCAGUCCUCAUGAGUCUCUUAUUAAUGGAAGUGUGCUGAUAGUUCACCAGCUCCAACAGGGGAAGCACCAGUAUGAAGUGGAAAAUGUUGUCCAGUACCAAAAAUCAAGUGGACCCAAACAAAUGAUGAGGCGAGGAGACAAACUAGUGCAGAUAAAUGGAACCGACCUGCAGGAUUUCACCCCCAAGGAGUUGGCUCAGGCCAUAGCAGAGGGUCGUCCAAUGUUGACGGUGCACAAGCCAGGCAAUGCAGGUAAAAAAGAGCACAAUGAUCAGCUGUGCUCAAUGGAGGAUGUCCUUCAACCUGUCUCCAAGGAGUGCACUCUGCUACACUUCAGCAUGGAGAUGUUGAGAGAGGAAGACCUGCAGGAGCGCGAGAGCGGGUCAAGGGAUGAUGGAGAAGAUAAUGACAUAUUCCCCGUUAAAGAUGAGGAGAACACGCAAGACAGCGACCUUCUUGUUGUUACCAUGACCAAAACUAGAAUCAACGUGAUAAGAGGGAGGGGCUGUGAUGCUGGGAGCGCCUGCUGUGGAUGUCAUGGGACGGGAUGUAGCUUCAAUGACAUUGUGAUGGUGUCAGAUUCCAGCACUGUGACGCUUGUUUCAAGAGGAGGGGGAACUUUCAAACACCUAAAGUCACUGGACACUCCAAUUGAACACGUGGCCUCCAACAAAUAUCUUCGCGGCAUUUGUUCACAGAAGACUCUUUAUGCUUCACCUCAUCCAGAGAAAAUGACUAUCUACUACUACAAGUCCACUUGUUUGAUGCAGCAUUUCCCAGUGGUGUUGAACUUCACUGGCUCUGACUGCUUCCUUAGGUGCUCCAAGAGAGGAGAGCAGGUGCUCCUGCAAGUGGAGACAUGUGAUAAGCAGAGACUGAGAAGCAUUUCCAUGAACGACGAGACCACCCUUUCAUACGUCUUCUACAUGAAAAGUGACCACACAAACCAGCGGAAGUUUGAAUCAGCCCUCUACCGUGGCUGGUAUAUCCAAAUAGCCACAUCAGAUUCUACGGAUUCCGUGAAAAUGGCAGAGCUGCAAGAGCGGCGAGAAUCUCAGCCAUUCCUCUUCAUCAUUCAAACAUAGAAUGAAUGCACCAUAUUUGAAUUCUUGGCAUAGGAAAAACGAAUCAUUUCAGGAACAAACUGACAACGUAAGUUAAUGACGGUAAGUAAAAUGUUAAAAGAUCAUAUAAGUGCAAAAAGAAGCUGACCACUGUUAAGAGUGAAGUAACGUGUGUGCUGACAUUACUAUUCGUGCUACGAGUGCAAGUCUGCUAACUUCAUGUCAUUUUUAUUUUUACAUUCUUCACCUUUGAGUUCUUUUGCGUACAUGCUGUAUGUUCCUAAAAAUGGCGGUCAAAUUGCAGAUGUAGGUGUUGGCUGCUUUAGGUGUUUGAUCAUAAAAUACAAGCGCACGGUAAUUAUUAAUAACUUUAGAAAAAAUCUCAUUUGAGCAGAGUAAGUAAAAUAUGUACCUGAGUGCGUUGCUUAAUUCUUUGUGUUUUAAAACUGGCAAAAGUAUGAAGAUUUACAAAAUGUUUUUUUGCGUAUGGACCAUGUGAUCAGCUAUCCAGAACUUCACAAAAGAGUUGGAGAAGUGUAAUUUGACAGACAACGUUUAUUGUACAGGUAAUGAAAAACAACAACUGACUGCAUGUAAAAAUACAUGUUAUUAAGGAACAAUGCUUAAAUGACAUUUAUUAUUAUUAUAUUGUUAUUAAAUUCAAUGUUAACAUUGUUUCCCUGAAUGUCUCACAUAUGAGGUAUGACUUCUUGAUUGUAAACUAAGUGUAUGCUAAGAAUACCUACGUUGUACAAUAAACACACUUGCACAUGAUUGUGCUCCUUGGAAAGAACUAUUUUUUUUUAAAUUUACAAACACUGAGAAAAACAGAUUUGUACAUACAGUAUA